Peronospora matthiolae is the source of this 3111-nucleotide messenger RNA. NCBI's taxonomy places the organism in Eukaryota, Oomycota, Peronosporomycetes, Peronosporales, Peronosporaceae. The record is from the annotation of a GenBank genome assembly.
AUGCCUUGUAGCGCACCAGAUUACUGCGGCUGGGGCGCGAAGCGGGGCAGCAAAGUGCGUUCGUGGAAGAACCGGUACUUUGUGCUGCGUGGUCGCGAGUUGGUCUAUUAUUCUGGCGCCAAGAGCGACGGCAGCGGGGAUGGCGUGGACGAGCGAGGUCGUCUGAAGGUGGUGAAUGUGGACUAUUCGCCCGACCGGAAGAACGGAUUAUUAAUUGUUGGAGACAAUCGGAAGAAAGAGUUAAUGAUGACAACGGCCAAUAUCGAGGAAAGUCGCGUGCUUUUUCGCAAAAUUAAAGAAAUUAUUGGCGAACACGAGACGAGUUUUCGACAAGUGACGGCACGAAAGUCGCUGGAAGACUCGGUUGACAAGCAAGGAUGGCUGCUAAAAACGGAUCUGCAGUCCGAUCCGACACGGCAGCGCUGUUAUGUGGUGCUGCGUGGCAAGACAAUUGAGUUUUACACCGCACCAGAUGCUGCUCUGAUUGAUGUCCAGACGGUCGUGAAGGUCGAGGCCGAUGCGAGCAGUUUGUUGUCAUUGAGACUCAUUGCUCGAAGGGGCAAAAUGGUUCACGUGGCAGCGGAAUCGAGGGUCGAGAUUGAUGACUGGGAUCGAGCGCUUGCAGCCGCUUUGAGUUUGCCGUCGGUGCUGACGGAAGAAGCUGGAGACCGAGACAGUGUAAUUGCAGAUGAGACGGAGAUUGUAGGUCGACAAUGCUCGACAGCAGUGUGUGAAGGCUGGGUGGAGAAGCUUGGACAACGCAGUAAAGUGUGGAAGAAGCGAUACAUGUCACUGGCGAGCGGGAUGCUCGAGUAUCGUAAGGGACCCAUCGAGCAAUUAUCGGCAGAAUUGUGCGUGACGGAUGUCCGAUACAGCAGCAGGUACUCGAAUGCACUAGUGAUUGGGUUCGGCUCCAGCAAAUCACCUAGUGACAGAGGCACUAUUUGCGUACGUACUGAGUCAACUCAAGACUUGGACGAGUGGAUGCGCGCACUAUGCGAUGCAGUAGGAAAACCACAAACUAAAGGGUUUUUUCGACAGUCGUCCUUGCUGGCGAGGAAGCGUGGAUCGAGUAAGCCGCAGCUACCGCCUUUUCCAAGAAACGUAUCCAUGCACCAAGGCAACGAUAAGUUUGGUGCAACCUCUAGUGCACAAGUUUGUGCCGUUGGUGAUCACGUGAAACGUGGGUGGUUGUAUGAGCAAGGUAGCGGUUCGUCGUCGUGGAUGUUGCGGUACUUUGUUCUCCGCGGAAAUGCUCUCUACCACUACGAGCAUGUCAACGGGACAUCUGAGACGCUUGGAAACGUGGCCAGUGUCAGUCAUAACCUUGAACCAAUAGGAUCAAUAGGUGUUCGAUUCGACGAUGGACGGAGCCUGAAUGUCUAUGGCGAAACGAAAGCUGAUACUAAUGCGUGGUAUGCUGUUCUUUGCAAGGUUGUAUGGGACUUUGAAGGGGAAACGGUGAAGGACCAAAUUGUCCUCGACCGAGGAGACGAAGAGUUGUACGACGACAACAGUUUCCGCGGGUGGCUUUUGAAGAAAGGGCAAACUUUUAAAACUUGGAAACGGCGGUAUUUCGUGCUUGAAAGGAGCCGUCUCGCAUAUUCUGCGGCUGCUGGUAGUGAGAUUUUGGGCUCUGGUGUGGUAUUUGAAGUAGACGUGGGAGACCUUCGUCCAUUUUGUCUCAAUAUCCGAUUCCAGAACGGCCGAUUGCUGCACGUCGUGGCGCCAACCCAAGAAGCAUUUUCGAAAUGGCUUGACGUGCUAAAGAAAGCGUCUAACUUGGCCGAGUCAUUUUUAUCACAGAGCAAUGGAGUAGCUGUCAUCGGGGAAGAAUUUGACAACGAUGUAGAAGUGGGUGAAAAUGUGAAUGACGUCGGUGUGGAGUUCACUGCCGAUGACAUCUCUGAGUAUGAAACUAUUCUUCGUGACGGUGGCGGGGCCUCCUCGUGGAUUGCAGCUAUGCAGAACCAACCUGAGUUCGACGCACUUAGCUCGUCGUCUUCUGACGAAUAUGACGAAGCGGAUGAGGUUGAGAAUGUUUCUCGAGUAAGUGAAUCGUCUCCGACAUCUGUGAAUGAAUCGGUUGGCUGUGUAGGGUGGCUAAGAAAGGAAGGUGGGAAUGUCAAGAGCUGGAAACGACGGUACUUUACGCUGUACGGGGCAAAGCUGAGCUACUACAAGUGUGAAAAGGGUUCUCUUUUGCGUUCUAUGGAUGUUGUCGGUGUCACCGUGCAUCCAUCCAUGCCUAAUGGACUAAUGGUAGCUACAGCUAGUGGUCGAAAGCUAAUAAUCCAGGCUGACACAAACGUCGAGUUCGAUCGAUGGUUUACUGCGAUUCAAAGAGCUGCGUCGAGAGGACACGACCGAAGGUCGACGGUAUCGACGGCGCUGUCGAUGACUGAUUUUAUGGAAACCGCAUCGAGUGAGGAGGUGGUUACUCACAGUGGAUGGUUGCAGAAGGAGGGCCAACGGUUCAAGACUUGGAGAAAGCGUUUUUUUACUCUAAAAAAUCGUGCUCUGAUCUACUAUACCGAGAUUGGUGGUGCCGCACGCGGGCACGGAAUGGUGAAAGGUGCUUACCAGGACAGUUCUAGGCCCCACACCCUAGUGAUCGAGUUCCGUAGCGGCAAGACGAUGCGCGUGACGGCUGCGAGUGAAGCGAAAAUGAAUGCAUGGCUCCAAGUGUUUUCAAAAGUCCGUUGUUCGGGUAGCGAGGCAGUCGAUGGCAGUGACGUUACGGAUGUGGUCGACUCUGACGAAGAAAGUGAUAUUGGAAGGGAUGCAGCGCGUGUUAGUCGAUUCAACGCGAGCGAUUACCUCAAUGAUACAAUCAGCAAUGAUACGUUCAUGCGGCUUUGCGACGCAGAAGGAAAAGCGACGCUUUUAGAACCUCGCAACGAUGCGAUGAACACUUCUCGUUCUUUUAAGGGCGAGUUGACCUUUGACGAAGAGGAGGAGGAGAAAGAUGAUAUGAUGCUUAGUACUGCCGACGCAGACUACUACCGCAAAUUGCGUGCUGAAGAUGAGCGAAUUCAGCGUUUAGAGGAAAAGGUUGCUAGCGGAGGAGCUCCGAUUACUGGGUGUGCUCCAUGCUGCACUGUGAUGUAG